Molecule: messenger RNA, 288 nt
Organism: Klebsormidium nitens
Lineage: Eukaryota; Viridiplantae; Streptophyta; Klebsormidiophyceae; Klebsormidiales; Klebsormidiaceae
Source: the annotation of a GenBank genome assembly
AUGCUCUACACACUGGACACACGGGCAUGCGUGCAGGUCCUCAGCGUGCGCGAGGUGGCGGCCAACGGGGUCUUGGAGCUGGAGGGGGCGGACGCUCGCACGAUCAGGGUGCACAUGGAACGGUGUGCUCCCUGCCACUGGGCGGACAUUGAUGGACGAAUGGACCCACUUGCGGCGGUCCUGGCGGUCGACGUUGCCAGCACGCGGUGUUGGAAGGCGAGCGGAGCGGCCGCAUGUUGCUGUGUGACGGGCGUGCCGGGGGCUCUUGGGCCCCCGGAUGCUUUGUAG